Limulus polyphemus (Atlantic horseshoe crab) is the source of this 2789-nucleotide messenger RNA. RefSeq names its product peroxidase-like. The transcript is spliced from 17 exons. Gene Ontology annotation, biological process: response to oxidative stress. Gene Ontology annotation, molecular function: peroxidase activity; heme binding. The record is from RefSeq and is a predicted model, not a curated record. Lineage: Eukaryota; Metazoa; Arthropoda; Merostomata; Xiphosura; Limulidae. The coding region runs from base 1 to 2430 and encodes 809 amino acids.
AUGGCUAUAGCUUCCAAGCAAGCAUGUGCAAAAGAUGGACCAGGACAUUUUGGUGAAAUGGGCAGCAAAGAGGAAAGUGAAAGACAAAACAACGGAGAGGAAGACCAAGGAAGAGAUGGAAGUAUUGUGUUAAAGAUGACAGUGAUCAAGUAUUUGACCAUAGCAGCGGCAGUGCUCUUGACAUGUGGGGACUCCGCCAUUGUAUUCCCUGUCAAUAGGCCGACUCCACUGAAUCCCAAGCUAUCUCCUCACUGUGCACUGAUAGUACGUAGCGUUAAAAGAAAUGGUGGAGGUGGUCCACACCCUUUUUCUCCACCACACCCGGAAUUCGUUGCAAAUGAAGGCCUGCGAUAUAUCGCCAACUUUAUACCUGACUUAAAAGUAGCUGCCUCAUCAAGAUAUGGAGAAAUAUGCAUUACCUAUGAUGAUAUUAACGGUGCUAUUCACGAAGCUCGGACGCGAUAUGGCCAAUUGCCGCCUCAGAUACAUGAUUUAUCGUCUAACUAUCCUGAAGCCAAACACGUAGCUCCAGUAGGUGAAGUUUUAGAAGAGGCUACUCGAAUUCUGGCUCACAAGUUCCGUUUGUCGUUUGAAGUUAUAAUAAACGGUUUGCCGCAAGUUGACACAACCAAAACAGUAGCAAAGGAAAUUUGCCCUACUUUCUUAACACCUGUGAAAUGUGAACUGAGCCGUUACCGGACACUGACCGGCAUGUGCAACAACCUUGAACAUCCUUCUUGGGGAAGUGCUCGAUCGUCAAUGAUCCGUUAUGUUCCGCCUGUCUACGGAGACGCAAUUGCUGCUCCUCGUGUUUCUUCUCAUGAUGGAUCGAAACUGCCUAGCCCUCGAGUGGUCAGCUUUGUUAUGCAUCAUGACGUCGGCCAGAAUGACCGUCAGCUUUGCAAUAUUUUGGUAGCCUGGGGACAGAUGAUUGACCACGACAUGACCUUUGCUGCGCAAACUUUAGAUGAGCGCAAAAUGGACAUCGAAUGUUGUAAGUAUCCACCGGAACACAGGCAUCCCAACUGUCUCGUCAUUGACAUUCCACACGAUGACCCUUUCUACAAGUUCUUUAACCGACAAUGUAUGGACUUUGCUCGAAUCCUACCAGGAGUGAGACCCGGAUGCACUCUCGGUCCUCGUUCUCACAUCAACAAAAUAUCUUCAUAUAUCGACGGUAAUUUCAUCUACGGAAGCAACCACAAAGUAGCAAGUAGGCUACGUGAAUACCGGGGAGGUCGUUUAAAGACCCUACCGCUGUACCGUGAGUUAGGACUAAAAGACCUUCUUCCUAUGAAAAUGGUGGACCCUGACGUCGGUUGCAUGGCGCGGCCUAGGAAUAUUUAUUGUUUCGAUGCUGGCGACGUACGUGUGAACGAACAAGUAGUGUUGACUGUCAUGCACACCUUGUGGAUGAGGGAACACAACCGAAUAGCUAACGCUCUCUCUCACAUCAAUCCCCAUUGGGGGGAAGAAACCCUUUUCCAGGAGGCUCGCCAUAUUGUGGUGGCUGAGCUGCAACAUAUUACUUAUACGGAAUUUUUACCGAAAAUCUUGGGUCCUGAAACAGUGAAGAAAUAUGGCCUAAUAAUCCAACCACAUGGUUACUACGAAGGGUACGACCCUAAGAUCAACUCUGGAAUCCGUACAGCUUUCCAGAAUGCAGCUUUUCGCUUCGGGCAUAGUCUUCUUACUGACGCCACUGAUCGCUACAACAAGUUUCAUGAUAAACUCGAAUCGGUCCGUCUGGCAAAACAACUGCGACAACCUUACGACCUCUAUAAACCAGGGAUGAUUGACAGCUUCAUCAUGGGGUUAGUCAAUCAAGAGUCUAAUAGGAUGGAUCCUGAGGUUACCAAGGAGGUAACAAACCACCUGUUUGAAAAACCAGGAGAAAGAUUUGGUAUGGACUUGGCCGCUCUCAACAUUCAACGUGGCCGAGAGCACGGUAUACCUGGUUAUAAUUACUACAGGGGCUACUGCGGUCUUCCGAAAGCACGGAACUUUUAUGAUUUAAUCGGUGUUAUGCCCAACAAAACAGUCCACAGAUAUUCACAAAUUUACAAGAGUGUUGACGAUAUUGAUUUAUGGAGUGCUGGAAUCUCCGAGUAUGCUUUACCAAAUGCCGUCAUAGGCCCAACAUUUGCUUGUCUGAUUGGUGAGCAGUUUGCCAAUGUCAGACGUGGUGAUCGCUUCUGGUAUGAAAAUUCGGGCUGGCCCUCAUCAUUUUCACCUGAACAACUACAAGAGAUAAAAAAAGUGAUGUUAUGUCGAGUGAUGUGUGACAAUGCUGAUGAAAUGGACACAAUUCAAAUGAAUGCAAUGUUGACUGCUCAUCAGAUACAAAAUCCACGUGUGGAGUGUCAUAAUAAUAUCAUACCUCGUAUGGAUCUAACAAAAUGGGCAGAUGUCAAUCAAUAUAAAAAGUAAAGAAUAGUUAAUUCGUUGACCAACAUUUUGAUCAGUUCAUAACUAUAUUUCUAUCCUGUUCUUUAACGUACCAUUUCAUUACACUUAUAGAGCAUAUUUUAAAGCCAUGGUGUAACACAUUCAAUUGAAUCAUAUCUUUUAUAAACAUCUACCAAGUUCUUACUCACAAACUCAAUGAUCGACGUAUAAUAAAUACCUCACACCAAGUUGGAAUUUUGUAAAAUGAGUCUUUUAAUUGUUUGAAAUGCAUUAUGUACAUAGGCCCCUAUCUACAAUAUCCCGAAAUACUAAUUAUAGAAUAAUAAAUUAGAAAAAGUAAACAAAUUUAUAUAGUGUUAAAACGUUAAAUAUUUUCUUGU